ACCUACACAAUCUAGUCCAUCAGACUCGCAAACAUUGUUUCGCUUGCAUCCUUCUGCGAUGUUUACAGCGUAUCAGAGUCAAUAAGCUUUCUGGAAGAGAAGCAUCCUUUUCUCGCGCUGAACAGCCAGCAGAACAGGCGCGCUUGAUUGGUCGUCCUAGAUCAAUACGGAAUGUCGAGAUAGAGGCUGCAGGCUAGGUGUUUAAAGUAAGAUCAGGACAACGGAGAAGAGCCAUGUCUGCGGAAGACUCUCUAACUUCUUCCUCUUCUUUGGAGUCUUACCCGCAUCCCGCUUUAUCUUUCAAUACGGAUAUGAACGUAACAUCGACUGACGAUAUCAACUCAACCACAAGUUCUCCCAAUAAACUGAUCGAAGUACACACAUUGGAAAUCCUACUUUGGGUGUUAGAGAAACAUGUGCCAUUUGCAAUUGCAGUCAACAAGUGUGUUACUCCAAUCUGGUACGCUAUCGGUACCAUCGGCAACAUAAUGUCAGCAGCCAUUUGGCUAAGCCCCCGCCUACGAUCAUUCAACAGUCCAGCCUACUAUCUUGCAUCUCUGGCAAUCGCAGAUGAAGUGUACCUCGUGCUGCACGUCUUCUAUGAAUUGGAGAACCCUUGGCUGAUUGGUGCGCUUAAUCUCAGUGGAUGGUGUGAAAUGUGGAAUCUUCUGUACAUGGCAGCUCAAUAUACUUGUGUGCUACUGGUGUUUGCCUUCACGGUGGAACGGUUCCUAUCGAUAUGCCAUCCCUUCAAAUCAGAGAGGUUCAGCCGCACAUCUCGCUCACCUAAAGUCAUUGUGGCAAUUGUCAUGAUAUCGGUUGUGUUUGCUACUCCUCAGGCAUACUUCUGGCACGUCACAAGCUAUUCCGAAUGUCAGUUGCGACACAGUGAAAAAGCUCAGGGUGAAAAAUCAUUCUAUUAUAUCUGGUCCUGGGGCUCAGAGAUGAUUAUGUUUGGAAUUGUUCCCAUUCUGGUUCUGUUUUCAAAUAUCUGUGUUCUCAGGAAGAUGCGACAUGUUGGCCAGUUGAAGAUGAAGGACACAACAACCAUCUCAACCGCUAAUAUGAGAUACUUAUCAACGACCAUCACGUUGUUGUGGGUGUCAUUUUUUCUGAUCUUUACGACUCUCCCAGUCACCAUCACAUUUGCUAUUCAAAACAGGAUAACACUUGGUCCAAACCUUCCCCUCCAGGAAAUGGCGGAGAACUCUACGUGGCAAUCCUACUUCUCCUAUUACACUGCAAGAACGAUAAUAAAAGAAAUAGGCAUGUGUCAUCACGUAUGUAAUAUAUUCAUCUAUUGCCUCACCAGCAAGAGAUUUCGACGCAGAGUUAUACAUAUUCUGUGUGGGCCUCUGGAUUGCUCAAAAGCCACAGAACGUGAAGAGUCUUGGAGGAAUCCAAGUCCUUUGUUGAAGGAUACGACAAAGAUUUGUCUCAAUUCAAGAUAAACAUUUUAAAACUUCUCUUGCCAUUUGACUGAUUUGCUCACUGUAUACACUGGACGUUUUCAAAAGUAUUCAUUGAAGGUCAUGUGGAUGUAUUACGACGUGAGGUCUUUCAUACCAGACAUAUUAAAACAAUUGCCUUUGGCUAUGAAACAUUCUUCUUCACGAAAAAUAGCCUCUUCACUUCAAUUCAAAUUUCAUUUAUGGAUGCUCAUACUUCAGAUAAUUUGUCCACUUUUGACAAGUGCAAUGAUCACAACUGACUUGCGUUGAUGACAUGGAAAUAUAUGGAAUCGGGAAAUGAUUUAUGUAAAUCUAUGGAUUGAACAAGCAGCAUUGUGUGUAAAUAACAGAAGGCUUUACGCGGAUUCGUAAAGAAAAACAUUCUUUACUUCACUUUUAUACUCUUUCCUUUAACUGUUUUGAAGGAGUAUAUACUACUUGACGAAUUACUGUCGUACAUUCCAUCUUGUUAUUGUUCAUUCCAUUCAUUCUCACACUUGACAAAUUUAAUAUAGUUUUUAUGUUACCUAUGUUUCAAAUUCAUAUCUGUUUGAUGUUCGAUUUCGUUUCUGUUUAUUCCAGUGUCUAAGUAAUAGUACUGUUUUAGUUACCUAGAUAUUUUCAUUUGAAAUAAAGGUUAAA
Messenger RNA from Haliotis rubra (blacklip abalone), 2093 nucleotides. Its product is annotated as probable G-protein coupled receptor 142. Gene Ontology annotation, cellular component: plasma membrane. Gene Ontology annotation, molecular function: G protein-coupled receptor activity. Gene Ontology annotation, biological process: G protein-coupled receptor signaling pathway. The record is from RefSeq and is a predicted model, not a curated record. The transcript has 2 exons. The coding region runs from base 234 to 1451 and encodes 405 amino acids. NCBI's taxonomy places the organism in Eukaryota, Metazoa, Mollusca, Gastropoda, Lepetellida, Haliotidae.